GGGAAGAGGCGGAGCGCCGGGGCCCCGCCCCCAGGAGCCACCGCCCAGCCGCUGGCCCGCGCCGCUCGGAGCUGCGUCCAGGGGACGUGGGGCCGCAGGGAGGCUGUGCGCACCAAGGGAGAGGCCCUGUUUGGCCUAGAAGCCUCUAUUUUGGCAUCUGUCCACCUCUGCACGGAGCUGAAGCUUGACCGACCCCAGAGCAUCUGCAUAGAGUGAGGGAAGGAAUAGGACAUGCUCUGAAGACCUCUGCAACGAGACCCAGGAAGCAGUGAGCUCAGUCCACACUCUGAAGCCGCCCUGCCCCUGGCCCACCAUGGCCUCCUCUGACAAGAAUGGCGAGAGCGUCUCCUCUGUGUCCAGCAGCCGCCUGCAGAGCCGGAAGCCGCCCAACCUGUCCAUCACCAUCCCGCCACCCGAGACCCCAGCCCCUGGCGAGCAGACCAGCAUGCUGCCCCAGAGGCCCAGGAACCCAGCCUAUGUGAAGAGCGUCAGCCUCCAGGAGCCACGGGGACGGUGGCAGGAGGGCAGCUCGGAGAAGCGCCUCGGCUUCCGCCGCCAGGCCUCCCUGUCCCAGAGCAUUCGCAAGGGCACGGCCCAGUGGUUCGGGGUCAGCGGCGACUGGGAGGUGAAGCGACAGCACUGGCAGCGCAGGACUUUGCACCACUGCAGCGUGCGCUACGGCCGGCUCAAGGCCUCAUGCCAGCGCGACCUGGAGCUCCCCAGCCAGGAGGCGCCGUCCUUCCAGGGUACCGAGUCUCCGAAACCCUGCAAGAUGCCCAAGAUUGUGGAUCCCCUGGCCCGCGGACGGGCGUUCCGCCACCCGGAUGAGGUGGACAGGCCCCAUGCCCCACACCCACCCCUGACCCCAGGGGUCCUGUCCCUCACCUCCUUCACCAGUGUCCGCUCCGUCUAUUCCCACCUGCCCCGCCGCAAGAGGAUGUCUGUGGCCCACAUGAGCUUUCAGGCUGCCGCUGCCCUCCUCAAGGGGCGCUCGGUGCUGGAUGCCACGGGACAGCGGUGCCGCGUGGUCAAACGUAGCUUCGCCUACCCCAGCUUCCUGGAGGAGGACGUGGUGGACGGAGCAGACACAUUUGACUCCUCGUUUUUUAGUAAGGAAGAAAUGAGCUCCAUGCCCGAUGACGUGUUUGAGUCUCCCCCACUCUCGGCCAGCUACUUCCGGGGGAUCCCACGCUCGGCCUCCCCGGUCUCCCCCGAUGGGACGCAGACCCCUCUGAAGGAGUACGGCCGCGCCCCGGUCACGGCGGCCCGGCGCGGCAAGCGCAUCGCCUCCAAGGUGAAGCACUUCGCCUUCGACCGGCAGAAGCGGCACUACGGCCUGGGCGUGGUGGGCACCUGGCUGAACCGCAGCUACCGCCGCAGCAUCAGCAGCACGGUGCAGCGUCAGCUGGAGAGCUUCGACAGCCACCGGCCCUACUUCACCUACUGGCUGACCUUCGUCCACAUCAUCAUCACACUGCUGGUGAUUUGCACGUAUGGCAUUGCACCCGUGGGUUUUGCCCAGCACAUCACCACCCAGCUGGUGCUGAGGAACAAAGGUGUGUAUGAGAGCGUGAAGUACAUCCAGCAAGAGAACUUCUGGAUCGGCCCCAGCUCGAUUGAUUUGAUCCACCUGGGAGCCAAGUUCUCCCCCUGUAUCCGGAAGGACCAGCAGAUCGAGCAGCUGGUGCUUCGGGAGCGAGACCUAGAGCGGGACUCGGGCUGCUGUGUCCAAAAUGACCACUCGGGCUGCAUCCAGACCCAGCGGAAGGACUGCUCGGAGACUUUGGCCACUUUUGUCAAGUGGCAGGAUGAUACGGGGCCCCCCAUGGACAAGUCUGAUCUGGGUCAGAAGCGGACAUCAGGGGCAGUGUGCCACCAAGACCCCAGAACCUGUGAGGAGCCAGCCUCAAGUGGUGCCCACAUCUGGCCUGAUGACAUCACCAAGUGGCCAAUCUGCACUGAGCAGGCCAAGAAUAACCGCACCGGCUUCCUACACAUGGAUUGCCAGAUCAAGGGCCGCCCCUGCUGCAUCGGCACCAAGGGCAGCUGUGAGAUCACCACCCGGGAGUACUGUGAAUUCAUGCAUGGCUAUUUCCAUGAAGAGGCAACACUCUGCUCCCAGGUGCACUGCUUGGACAAGGUGUGUGGGCUGCUGCCCUUCCUCAACCCCGAGGUCCCAGAUCAGUUCUACAGGCUCUGGCUGUCUCUGUUUCUCCACGCAGGCGUGGUGCACUGCCUCGUGUCCGUGGUCUUCCAGAUGACCAUCCUGCGGGACCUGGAGAAGCUGGCUGGCUGGCACCGCAUCUCCAUCAUCUUCAUCCUCAGUGGCAUCACCGGCAACCUUGCCAGCGCCAUCUUCCUCCCGUACCGGGCGGAGGUGGGCCCGGCGGGUUCGCAGUUUGGCCUCCUCGCCUGCCUCUUCGUGGAGCUCUUCCAGAGCUGGCAGCUGCUGGAGCGGCCCUGGAAGGCCUUCCUGAACCUGUCAGCCAUCGUGCUCUUCCUGUUCAUCUGCGGCCUCCUGCCCUGGAUCGACAACAUCGCCCACAUCUUCGGCUUCCUCAGCGGCCUGCUGCUGGCCUUCGCCUUCCUACCCUACAUCACCUUCGGCACCAGCGACAAGUACUGCAAGCGGGCCCUCAUCCUGGUGUCGCUGCUGGUCUUCGCCGGCCUCUUCGCCUCUCUGGUCAUCUGGCUCUACGUCUACCCCAUCAACUGGCCCUGGAUCGAGUACCUCACCUGCUUCCCCUUCACCAGCCGCUUCUGCGAGAAGUACGAGCUGGACCAGGUGCUGCACUGACCCCCACCAGGUGGGCCUGGGACGGGCUGCCUGUCUGCAGAGCGCCCCAGCCCGCGCUCCAGAGACCCGCUGCCGGGGGCCCCGGCCCUCCCUCC
This is a messenger RNA of Odobenus rosmarus divergens (Pacific walrus), 2892 nucleotides long. It is a transcript of the gene RHBDF2, whose product is annotated as rhomboid 5 homolog 2 (Drosophila). The coding region runs from base 314 to 2797 and encodes 827 amino acids. Lineage: Eukaryota; Metazoa; Chordata; Mammalia; Carnivora; Odobenidae. Gene Ontology annotation, biological process: regulation of protein secretion; regulation of epidermal growth factor receptor signaling pathway. Gene Ontology annotation, molecular function: serine-type endopeptidase activity. Gene Ontology annotation, cellular component: endoplasmic reticulum membrane. The transcript is spliced from 19 exons. The record is from RefSeq and is a predicted model, not a curated record.